This is a messenger RNA of Corticium candelabrum, 1562 nucleotides long. RefSeq lists its product as uncharacterized. The transcript has 2 exons. Gene Ontology annotation, molecular function: ATP binding; protein kinase activity. The coding region runs from base 12 to 1523 and encodes 503 amino acids. The record is from RefSeq and is a predicted model, not a curated record. Gene Ontology annotation, biological process: signal transduction; protein phosphorylation. Lineage: Eukaryota; Metazoa; Porifera; Homoscleromorpha; Homosclerophorida; Plakinidae. Gene Ontology annotation, cellular component: cytoplasm.
GUCGCUUUGCAAUGGAUGGAAAGGAGGACUGUGAAAGGAAUUCGAAGAUCGUCUCAGAGCAGUCUAAAUCCUUUUUGAAGCGACUGUUUGGGCGUCACUGCAACACGAGAGUGAAAUUGGGGGAGUCUCCAUUGAAUCGUACAUCUACUACAUUUAGUAGUAUUCAGCUGGUCGGCUCUGAUACUCAAGAGUUAAAGCUUGAAAGUAUUGGGCAAGCGGCUCAGGCAAGCCCCUUGUUGGAAACGCAGUCUCUCGACGGUGACUGCAAGGAUGCUGACCGUUUGAGGUACCUUGAACGGCUGCUUGAGGAGCGGGAUGAACAAAUCUGCAGUCUGAGGCGAGACCUAUUUAGCCUACAAGGUGAAAACGACUCUAGCGAUAGCAAGCUAACUGACACACAGCUGGAGCUUAAUCUUCGACGAGACGAGGCGAAAAGCACGCAAAUUAAAUUGGCAUCUCUGAAACGAGAAAAUGAAGAAUUGAAGAGAGGGAAACCGACGCAUAUUGACUGGUCGAGAGAAGUCGAAGAGCAGUUAGGAAAGGCGAUAAGCGAGGCGGUAAAAUUGCAAGAGGAAGUGGACACGUUGAAGAGAGACAAAGGCAGUCUGAAUCGAGCACUGGCCGAAAGUGAGAAGCAGUUGCGUCAACUCAUUGAAAUUGCCAACAUUCCCGAGUUGUCUCUGCGUAAGACUGGAAAGAAAGUCGCCUCUGGAGCAUUUGGAGAUGUGUUCAUUGGGGUGUGGCGAAGAGUCAAUGUCGCAAUCAAGUCGUUUCAUGAGGAAAUACAAGAAGGAAACAACAGACUUAUCUUCGAGCAAGAGAUUGCCGUCUGUUGUCGCAUUCACCACCCGAACAUUGUGUGUACAUUUGGUAUACUUCGCGUGAGCGGCAAGAUGCCGGAGAUCGUUAUGGAGUUGCUGGAGUGCUCUCUUGCACAACUCAUGCUAGUGGCAUUGCGAUCACCACGAUAUCUCACGUUAAGAGAACAGCUAGACAUCUGUGGAGAUGCGCUGGCCGGCAUUAGUUAUCUCCACGAAAUGCUUCCCGAGCCGUUGCUUCACGGCGACAUCCGCUGCUCUAAUAUUCUUAUCACAACUACAAUGGGAGCGAAAAUUGCUGAUUUUGGUGCUUCUCACUUUAUUCGUAGCUCUCUCUCCAUUGGCCCUCUAAGUUUGGAAUACCUUGCACCCGAGAGGACGCCAUCACAGCAAGGCCGUUCUCUUAGCAACACACCGCAGGCCGACAUGUACAGUCUGGGUGUCACGUUAGUUGAAGUUCUUACCGGAGAGAAAGCGAUGAGAAAGGCACGUCACCGACAACUACGACAAGUCACGCACCUCAAGCUUCGAGAUAUGUGCAUUCAAAUGACAGAAGAUGAGCCUGCCAAUCGUCUUACUGCAGAUCAAGCAUAUGACGUCAUCGAAACAGUCCGGAAGACUGUCGAGUACAGUCGCUGCCCGCCGAGACGAAAAGUCUCUCGAAUGGAAGGAGACCAAUUUAUUUCCUUAUCUGCCUUAGCCUAACAGCAGAGAGAACAUAUGUAUUUGAGAUCAGUGUAGAUU